Molecule: messenger RNA, 1691 nt
Organism: Brassica rapa (field mustard)
Lineage: Eukaryota; Viridiplantae; Streptophyta; Magnoliopsida; Brassicales; Brassicaceae
Product: 26S proteasome non-ATPase regulatory subunit 11 homolog
Source: RefSeq, a predicted model, not a curated record
GCGGAUUCAUAAAAGUGAGUUUCUUGCCGGAUCGGUCUACGUUGGGUUUGCUUAUCAGAUCUAGUUUACUUGUGGGUCCUUUGAAAUCAAAAUCUGGUUGGGUAGAUUCUAGGGUUUAUAUCUGAUUAGUAGGACGAAAUUGAACUGAAUAGUAGAAUAUGUCUCAGUGAUUACGUAAAGUUAGGGUCACAGUUCUGUAUCCUUGAACGCACACAAUGGUUUCGUUUCCCGCUACAACAGAGACAAUCUCUCUAGCUCUAGAAGCCAACAGCUCAGAAGCUAUUCAGAUACUCUACCAGGUCUUGGAAGACCCUUCUUCAUCUCCAGAGGCUCUCCGUGUCAAGGAGCAAGCCAUCACCAACCUCUGCGAGCGUCUCACCGAAGAGAAGAGAGGCGAGGAUCUCCGGACGCUGUUGACCAAGCUGAGACCCUUCUUCUCUCUAAUCCCCAAGGCCAAAACCGCGAAAAUCGUCAGAGGGAUCAUCGACGCCCUGGCCAAGAUCCCCGGAACGACCCAUCUCCAGAUCACUCUCUGCAAGGAGAUGGUGGCGUGGACCCGCGCCGAGAAGCGUACUUUCCUCAGGCAGCGUGUGGAGGCAAGGCUUGCUGCUCUUUUGAUGGAGAACAAGGAGUAUGUUGAGGCGUUGGCGUUGUUGACUACUCUUGUGAAGGAGGUUAGGAGGUUAGAUGAUAAGCUUCUUCUUGUUGACAUUGACUUGCUUGAGAGCAAACUUCACUUCUCGUUGAGAAACUUACCCAAGGCGAAAGCUGCUUUGACCGCAGCGAGGACUGCUGCUAACGCUAUCUAUGUUCCACCGGCGCAGCAAGGGACCAUUGAUCUGCAGAGUGGGAUCCUUCACGCUGAGGAGAAGGACUACAAAACGGGAUACAGCUACUUCUUUGAAGCCUUUGAGUCUUUCAACGCUCUUGGAGAUUCGAGAGCUGUUUUCAGUUUGAAGUACAUGUUGUUGUGUAAGAUCAUGGUCAGCCAAGCUGAUGAUGUUGCAGGGAUAAUCUCCUCAAAGGCGGGACUCCAGUACGUUGGCCCUGAUCUUGAUGCCAUGAAGGCGGUGGCUGAUGCACACUCGAAGAGGUCCUUGAAGCUGUUCGAGAAUGCGCUACGUGACUACAAGGCGCAGCUGGAGGAUGAUCCAAUUGUCCACAGGCAUCUCUCUUCUCUUUAUGAUACGCUUUUGGAGCAGAACCUGUGCCGUUUGAUUGAGCCCUUCUCACGAGUUGAGAUAGCUCACAUUGCGGAGCUGAUUGGAUUGCCGGUUGACCAUGUGGAGAAGAAGCUGUCUCAGAUGAUUCUUGACAAGAAAUUCGCAGGUACAUUGGACCAAGGAGCUGGGUGUCUCAUCAUAUUUGAAGAUCCAAAGGCGGAUGCGAUCUACUCGGCUACUCUUGACACCAUUGCAAACAUGGAGAAGGUCGUUGACAGCCUUUAUGUCCGGUCUGCCAAAAUCAUGGCUUGAAUGAGUGAUUGACUUCGUCGUUCUAUCUAUUUCUUUACUCCCUUUUUCGGUUUCUUAGUUAAUCGUUUGGACUCGAAAGUGAAACUGUUUGGAUCGUUCCCAUUACAGAUGCAUGUAUUUGUCUUUACUGCUUUACAGUCUUAGGAUUUGUUUACGUAUGAAUGUUGCAGUUUCCUUCUCUUUCAACUUUGAAUGGUUUAUUUACUGCUCUGCAUU